CACUGGGAAGUCUCAAGCCUUUUUGAUCUUCUUCCUCGAUCUCGCUCUAGGGUUUCUAGGGUUUAUCUCUCUCUCUGCACAUUCCUCAACCAACCAACCAUGGAGUCUCUAGGGAAGCUACACCUCAAUCAACACCCAAUCCACCUCUCCCUCACUCAAUCCCCUCCAUCAUUCCCCCAAAAACCUUCGUCACUUUCCUUCAAAUCCUUCAAACGCGCUUCCAUCAGAGCUGCUUCCUCAUCGAAAUCAUCACUACCUUCCCGUCUCCUCAAAUCCACAUGCGUCACCUUCACCGCCGCCUCCGCCCUCUUCCUCGCGAAUCUCCACCUCAAACCCCCUCCAGCGAUCGCAUCUCCCCUUACUCCCUCAGUAGAAUCCUUAAACCACCAAAACGUCACCGUUUCGCUGGAAGAAGAAGCGACAUCGCUCGAAAACCACCUAUCCUCCCACCCCGACGACGUUUCCGCCCUCCGCUCGCUAAUGGAGGUAAGGAUCAAAUCCCGCAAGCUUCUAGAAGCGAUAGAUCUAAUCAAUAGGUUAAUAGAUCUAGAACCGGAGGAGAAAGAAUGGCCGAUCUUGAAAGCCAACAUCUUAUCCCACAGCGGAGACUCAGAGUCCGCCAAGAACGCCUUCGAAGAGAUCAUAUCCAAGGACCCUCUCCGCGUCGAGGCCUACCACGGCCUCGCCAUGGCCUACUCCGAUUCGGGAGAUGAUUUAAAGGCCGUGGAGGGGAGGAUUCGCGAGGCCAUGGUGAGGUGCAAGAAGGAGAGGAAUGUGAAGGACCUUAGGGACUUUAAGCUUCUUGUGGCGCAGAUUCGGGUGCUCGAAGGGAAGCAUGAGGAGGCGCUGAGGCUUUAUCAGGAGCUGGUGAAGGAGGAGCCGAGGGAUUUCAGGCCGUAUCUGUGUCAGGGGAUUAUAUACACGCUUCUUAAGAAGGGAGGCGAGGCGGAGAAGCAGUUUGAGAAGUUUAGGAGGCUUGUUCCCAGGAAUCAUCCUUACAGAGAGUAUUUUAUGGAUAAUAUGGUUGCUACGAAGCUUUUCGCGGAGAAGGCGCAGCGAGAGAUGGCUGGAACUAAGGGUUGAAUGGGAGGUGAUGAUGGUUGUUAAGACUUUCCGUGAGGGUUUAGAUGGUUGUAGUAGGUGUUUGAACGUGAAUUUGAUACCUUGAUCGUGUGUUGAAUCUUGAUCCGUGAGAGUUUGAAUCUUUUGCCUGUGUAUUUUUGAAUGUGAUAAUGUUGCUGCUCUCUACUCUGUCUGCACGGGAGUCUAAAUGAUUUGGUAGCUC
Brassica oleracea var. oleracea is the source of this 1285-nucleotide messenger RNA. Its product is annotated as protein SLOW GREEN 1, chloroplastic. Gene Ontology annotation, cellular component: chloroplast thylakoid membrane. Lineage: Eukaryota; Viridiplantae; Streptophyta; Magnoliopsida; Brassicales; Brassicaceae. The record is from RefSeq and is a predicted model, not a curated record. The coding region runs from base 100 to 1083 and encodes 327 amino acids. Gene Ontology annotation, molecular function: protein binding. The transcript has a single exon.